GUUUUCUCCCUUGAUGGACCUGCUGUGAAGUUCCUCUGGUCCCCUGCUCAUCAUUCCUGCUUCUUCUGAUGGCUUUUGCAUCUCCGCCGGCCUCUCCUCCGGAUGAGGAUGGCCAGGCCCGCGCGCCGCGCUAUCCCGGCGAGGAUACAACGCCCACCAGCCGCCAGGAAAUCUGGGGAUGGUACGCCUAUGGUAUCGCUGCUGAAGUGUUUGCGGUAUGCGGCGUAGGCUCAUUCCUUCCCCUCACACUGGAGCAAUUGGCCCGUGAGCGCGGGUUCCUCCAAAGCAGCCAUUUGCCGUGCGUCGGUCCCGACUCGCCCUCCGCGCCCAAGGAAUCUUCUCCAGCCAUGUUUCGCCGCGAUGACACCAAUGAGCAGUGUGUGGUUGGACUGAUGGGAUUGGAGAUCAACACGGCCAGCUUCGCCAUGUAUACUUUCUCUCUGGCGGUUCUGGUGCAGGCGUUGACUCUGAUCUCAUUCAGCGCCCUGGCAGACUAUGAGAACAAUCGCAAGACGCUUCUUGUCGCAUUUGGAUUUAUCGGAUCAGCAACAAGCAUGCUAUUCGUUUUCGUCGCGCCUCCAGUAUUCGUACUGGGGGCGCUUCUAGUCGUCGUUGGAGUCGUCUGUCUCGGCUCAUCCUUCGUCGUACUAAAUUCCUUCCUACCAGUACUCGUCGCCAAUGACCCCUCCAUCCAGAACAGUAACAAGGAAUCCGCCGCUGAACUGCAUCGGCUCGACCCAGAAGCCGAAUACGUGCACGCCCGCACAUCCUUUGAUAGGGACGAACCAAACCAUCGCCCUCCAACCGGGCUCGGUCUAGGCGGCGCAACAGGCAUUUCCUCCCCAGAAUUGCAGUUGUCCACCAAGAUCUCCUCCAAGGGCGUUGGUCUCGGCUACUGCGCAGCAGUGUUUGUCCAAAUACUCAGUAUCCUACUGCUCUUCACCCUAUCCAAAACCUCGAUCUCCAAGGCCUCUGGCACGCUUCCUUUGCGCUUCGUGCUCCUGCUCGUUGGCAUCUGGUGGUUUAGCUUCACCAUGGUGAGCCGGCGCUGGCUGCGCAGCCGUCCCGGACCACCCCUCGAAUCUACUUCAACGGGCGCAAACAGCCGCCAACCACGCUGGCGCAUCUGGCUUCACCUCGUCGCCUUCGCGUGGAAAUCACUGUGGAAAACGGUGAAAAUAGCUCUCAAACUCCGUGAAGUGAUCGUUUUCCUCGUGGCGUGGUUCCUCCUGUCAGACGCAAUGGCCACCGUCUCCGGUACGGCAAUCCUCUUCGCCCGCACCGAACUCAAGAUGAGCACAACCAUGGUUGCCCUUCUUUCUAUCACCGCAACACUUUCCGGUAUGGCAGGAGCGUUCCUGUGGCCUAUUGUCUCCCGGUACUUCGGUCUCAAGUCCAACCAUACCAUCAUGGUCUGCAUUGCGUUGUUUGAACUCAUCCCGCUUUAUGGUAUGCUUGCAUACAUCCCUCUAUUUAAAAACUGGGGCGUGAUCGGAUUGCAACAGCCAUGGGAAAUCUAUCCCCUUGCCAUUGUGCAUGGAGUCGUUUCCGGUGGAUUGUCUUCCUACUGUCGGAGUUUCUUCGGGUUAUUGAUUCCUCCCGGUAUGGAAGCUGCAUUUUAUGCACUUUACGCUGCAACAGACAAGGGGAGCUCGUUUAUCGGACCUGCAAUCGUUGGGGUGCUUAUCGAUGCAACCGGACAGGUACGAAGUGGGUUCUUCUUCAUUGCGGUGUUGAUUGUCUUACCUAUUCCUCUGGUAUGGAUGGUGGAUGCGGAGAAGGGAAGAAAAGAGGGACUCAAGAUUUCAGAGGAUAUGGUGAGGGGUGGAGAGGGUGAGGAUGAGGAAGUGGAGGGAUUGCUGGCUAGGUAGAUAACGUUAGACGGUGAGGAUAGACUGUCUCGGAAAUGAGUUAUGGAAGGAAUGAGGAAUGAGAAGAAUUUUAAAGAUCACAAAUGUUAUCGAUGGGAAUAACGCUUGCAUGAGCACGUGAUUAUUUAUAUCUCUAUAUUCACUGUUACUAUGAUGUGCUCAUGUGCAAGUCACGAACAUAGUAGUGACGGUAAAUGUCACUCAUCGUCAUCUACAACCACCAC
This is a messenger RNA of Aspergillus vadensis CBS 113365, 2095 nucleotides long. RefSeq names its product MFS transporter. The transcript is spliced from 3 exons. The record is from RefSeq and is a predicted model, not a curated record. Gene Ontology annotation, biological process: amino acid transmembrane export from vacuole. Lineage: Eukaryota; Fungi; Ascomycota; Eurotiomycetes; Eurotiales; Aspergillaceae. The coding region runs from base 69 to 1871 and encodes 600 amino acids.